CCGCCUGGCGUCACUUCCGUCCACCCCGGAACCCAAGAUGGCUGCGCUCUUGCUGAGACACGUUGGCCGUCAUUGCCUCCGAGCCCGCCUCAGCCCGCAGCUCUGUAUCAGAAAUGCUGCUCCUUUGGGAACCACAGCCAAAGAAGAGAUGGAGCGUUUCUGGAAUAAGAAUGCAAGUUCCAACCGUCCUUUAUCCCCCCAUAUCUCUAUCUACAGUUGGUCUCUUCCCAUGGCAAUGUCCAUUUGCCAUCGUGGCACCGGUGUUGCCCUGAGUGCAGGGGUCUCUCUGUUUGGCCUGUCGGCCCUACUGCUCCCUGGAAACUUUGAGUCCCAUUUGGCCCUUGUGCAGUCCCUGUCCCUGGGGCCUGCGCUGAUCCACACGGCCAAGUUCACACUGGUCUUCCCUCUCAUGUAUCACACCUGGAAUGGCGUCCGGCACCUGAUGUGGGACCUUGGAAAAGGUCUGAAGAUCCCCCAGCUGUACCAGUCUGGAGUGGUUGUCCUGGUUCUUACUGUGUUGACCUCUUUAGGGCUGGCAGCCAUGUGAAGAGCUAAAGUUCCUAGCAUCAUCUUCCUACAAAUUAUAUCAUUGAUUUAUAUUCCUGUUUGUCAUUCCUGUCUGGGUUGUUUAUUCUUUCUGUGCUCGCAGAUCCCCAUGGAGCUCUAGAGCAGUAGGGUAGCUGGUAGAACCAUAGCAGAGGGAUAGGACCCAGUCUCCCGCCUUGUUUCUAAAGAUGGAGUAGCUGCAAAAAUUUGAUUGUCCUGCCCACAGCUCACAGCCUACUCUGGGCCUCAGAGCCCUGAUCCCCUCUCCAUACUUGGCUGAUAUGUGCUGAGGGUCAGCUUUUGGCUCCUUCUUCCCGAGAAGAGGAAACAAUGCCAGCUCUGUGGCCUCUGCUCUGAGGACUGGGGUUGAGACUUUGGGUGCCACUGCCUGUGGGUUGUUGGCUUAAAGGACAACCCUGUUCAUUGGUCAGAGCCCAGGGCCUUUUGUACCCACACAGUGUGACUGAAAGAAAAGAUGGGAGGUUGGAGGGAUUGACCUGUCCAGCUAGAAGGAGAUAAAACGGGUGACUUGGUUCUUGGGCAGAUGCUUUAGAAACAAGAUAUAUAGCUUUUGAUGCAAGACAAAGACCCAGAAAAUGAUUGUUGAAUAUAUUAAAGAUUAUUUUUUUUCUUGA
This is a messenger RNA of Ochotona curzoniae (black-lipped pika), 1181 nucleotides long. It is a transcript of the gene SDHC, whose product is annotated as succinate dehydrogenase complex subunit C. The transcript has 6 exons. Gene Ontology annotation, molecular function: electron transfer activity; succinate dehydrogenase activity. The record is from RefSeq and is a predicted model, not a curated record. The coding region runs from base 38 to 547 and encodes 169 amino acids. Gene Ontology annotation, biological process: tricarboxylic acid cycle; mitochondrial electron transport, succinate to ubiquinone. Gene Ontology annotation, cellular component: membrane. NCBI's taxonomy places the organism in Eukaryota, Metazoa, Chordata, Mammalia, Lagomorpha, Ochotonidae.